GAGGAGGACGAGAGCAGACUCGUUUUAUGUGUAGCUUCCUCCUUCUCCACGUCCUCCCAUCAAUCACCUCCCUUCCUCUGUCUCUUGCACACUUACACAUCCACGCGGGCUCACUCCCCGCUUCCCCCGUUUCCAUUGCCCCCCCCUUCUCCCUCCCCCCGCACCCCCUGCCAGCCGCCGAGGGCGGGCCGGCGGGAAGCAGGGGGUGGUCCGCCUGGAGGCCAGCCGCAAACUCCAGCGAAGGUGAAGGAAGGAGGAGGCAGCUGCGGCGGGGAGGAGGAGCCCGGCAGCGGACCGACCGACGGCCGGCCAGCCAUCCCGGGAGCGGACCGGCAGCGCAGGUGAACCUUGAACCCAAGACUUUAGCAUGAAGGGCUGUUGGAAGGUGUCCCCUGAAUCCCUUCUGGUGACAGCUGAUCUUUGGGUGACGGUACCCCAGAAGAGAAGUUCAGGAUUCGGCAGGAGGAUUCUCCAGGUGGUCCCUUGAGAGCCGACUCCACGCAUUUGUUUUGCCUUACUUUAUAAACAAACACACCAGCCAACUUCUACCUGCUCAGUGUUUGUGGCGAUGAUGGCCCAAUCCAAGGCCAAUGGCUCCCACUAUGCCCUGACCGCCAUCGGUCUGGGGAUGCUAGUGCUGGGGAUCAUCAUGGCAGUGUGGAAUCUCGUCCCGGGAUUUAGCCACGCAGACAGACCGUCCAUAUAUGGGAACAGCAGCAACCCCAGUGGCGGGAUCCUCAAGAGCAAGACAUUCUCCGUGGCCUAUGUACUGGUGGGUGCUGGGAUCAUGCUCCUGCUCCUGUCCAUCUGCUUGAGUAUCCGGGACAAGAGGAAGCAAAGGCAAGGAGAGGAAGAGAUAGCUAGAAUCCAGCACAAUGCAGCUGUUGGAUCUCAGACCCAGGAAGAAGAUAGCCAAGAAGAGGAGGAAGAAUCCCACUCAAGAUAUUAUGUCCCCAGCUAUGAGGAAGUGAUGAACACCAACUACUCAGAGGUGAGAGAAUUGGACCAAAACCCCGGCAUGAACAUGUCUCUCCCCUCUUACGAGUCCCUGACGGGACUGGACGAGACAACUCCCACCACAGCCGUGGCUGACCCGGAGACCCACCCACCAGACAGACAGAACUCCAGGCUGGCAAAACGCCUGAAACCCCUGAAAGUGCGAAGAAUUAAGUCAGAAAAGCUUCACUUGAAGGAUUUUCGAAUCAACCUGCCAGAAGGCAACCUGCCUCCUCCUACCAUAGAACCCUUGACUCCUCCCCCACAGUAUGAUGAGGUCCAAGAAAAAGCAGCAGCGGACACCCGGCCACCAGCACCAAACUGAGCCCCCGAUGACCCGGGACAGUGUUGGACAGGGCUCCGUUUUGCCAAGAGACUCCAAAUGAGCUGCAAUGGCUUAGAGUUCUAAAACUGAUGGACCCCAGAUACAUGUGUGUAUUAUAUUAACUUUGGUGGGAAGUCAGGGCAGAGGUCAAGGAUGGGGAUCAAGAAUACUAAGCCAGAUUGACAUUCCACAAAAACGUACCUAGCAGAGAUUGGAAAGAAAGACACAUCUUAGACAUCUCUAUCUCUCAAUGGAAGUUAAGGGCGCCUAUUGCCUAUCUUCAAUAGUGUCCCUUCUCGAUCCGACUUAUUAGCAAGGAUCACUCCGCUUUCCAUCUAGGAAAGGAAAAGUUGUAUUUUUUGUUUUGUUUGUCUUUGAGUGUUUGUGUGUGUGCUCCUUUUCCUGGUAGAAAUGUGAUUUUUAUUUGUUUGUUUGUUUAAACAAGAAAAAGAAAUGUCUCUGCCUUCACAAGCUUUUUGAAAUGUUAGCAGGGCCACACGAGGGAUUAUUUUGUCAACAGGUUCACCUAGCAGCAGCAUAAAAAUGGCCUGGAACCCAGUGAUUGGUCUUGGGAAGCCGAUGAAGCUCUCAAUUCUUUGAGGGCCAAAGGUCCGCCAGGCUUCCAACAAUGGACAGGUGCUGGUCUCCUCUCCCUUAUACCAUUGAGAGGAAAAAAACCAUUAUUACCAAAAGCGUAUAUAAGAUAUCUGAUGUUUUAAAAGGUUUCUUCUAAAAAUUGUGCA
Messenger RNA from Dromiciops gliroides (monito del monte), 2064 nucleotides. It is a transcript of the gene TMEM51, whose product is annotated as transmembrane protein 51. The record is from RefSeq and is a predicted model, not a curated record. The coding region runs from base 569 to 1321 and encodes 250 amino acids. The transcript has 4 exons. Lineage: Eukaryota; Metazoa; Chordata; Mammalia; Microbiotheria; Microbiotheriidae.